Messenger RNA from Dermochelys coriacea (leatherback sea turtle), 981 nucleotides. It is a transcript of the gene NUDT1, whose product is annotated as nudix hydrolase 1. NCBI's taxonomy places the organism in Eukaryota, Metazoa, Chordata, Testudines, Dermochelyidae. The transcript is spliced from 4 exons. Gene Ontology annotation, biological process: DNA protection. The record is from RefSeq and is a predicted model, not a curated record. Bases 160 to 630 code for a protein of 156 amino acids. Gene Ontology annotation, molecular function: 8-oxo-7,8-dihydroguanosine triphosphate pyrophosphatase activity.
UCCGGCUCCGCGCAGCGCCGGGGAGGGGAGAAAGCGGCUCUCCGGCUCCUGCUUCCAGUCGGGCCGUUUGCAACGGAGCAGCCGCCGGCGCAGGGCUGCUGCACGUGGGGCCGCCAGGCCGGGUUCGCCGGGGGGGCUGGAGCGGGCCAGACAGGGGCGAUGUUCACAAGCAAGCUCUUCACCCUGGUGCUGGUGGUGGAGCCCCAACGGGUGCUGCUGGGCAUGAAGAAACGUGGAUUCGGGGCUGGGCGCUGGAACGGAUUUGGGGGCAAAGUGCAGGCGGGUGAGACCAUAGAGCAGGCAGCCCACAGGGAGCUGCUGGAAGAGAGUGGAUUGACUGUAGACAACUUGCAGAAGAUGGGUCAGAUCACCUUUGAGUUUGUGGGUAACUCUGAGCUCAUGGAAGUCCACAUCUUCCGGACGGACAGCUUUCAUGGAGAGCCAACAGAAAGUGAUGAAAUGUGCCCACAGUGGUUUCAGCUGGAUCAGGUGCCUUUCAGUCACAUGUGGCCAGAUGAUGUCUACUGGUUUCCCCUACUGCUCCAAAAGAAGUUGUUCCUGGGCUAUUUUAAAUUCCAGGGGCUAGACACUAUUCUGGAGUACACGCUGAGACAGGUGGAGGAGGUAUAAGAGGAAACAGCAGCAUUCCACCCUUAUCAAAUACAUCAUUACCUAUAUUGGGCCAGGCCCCAACUAUUAGGCAUGAACCUGCCAUAGCAGUGGCCACUGUAUGCAAUGCUCUCCUCUCUCAGCAGAGGAGAUUUAGCUACUGGAUGGGUGGAGGAGAAAAAGUGGCUUUUCUCCUGAGGGAGAACAAAAGACAGCAGAUCUUGUGCUGGUGCAGUUCCAAGAUGUGAAGUGUUUCACUUAUGGUUUGGUAAUGACUCUCACAAUUCAAUGGUAUCCCUUUCUCCUCUAACAGUUAGCUCAAUCUGUUCCUUCUCAGAUGGCCCUGUUUUACAUUAAAAAUACUAAAAUGAA